Mercenaria mercenaria is the source of this 1074-nucleotide messenger RNA. RefSeq lists its product as uncharacterized. The record is from RefSeq and is a predicted model, not a curated record. The annotation marks the transcript as partial. Lineage: Eukaryota; Metazoa; Mollusca; Bivalvia; Venerida; Veneridae. The transcript is spliced from 3 exons.
AUGGCUAAACAUGCUUUUAGCAAGGAGUCAGACGAAUGCACUGAGAAGUGUCAAGUGCACAAAAAGGAAGUAAUUAAAUUUUUCUGCCCAAAACACGAAGCUCUCGGCUGCAACGAUUGUAUCGUCCUGAAUCACAGAGCAUGUGACAUUGACUAUAUACAUAAGAAAUGUGCAGAGAUAUAUGAUCGCUUAGACCAGCUACAAAAGCAAAUCCGGACAGAAGCUGACAAAAAGAAAUCCACAGAUAAACAAGCAGUAAAGAAAGUGCUUGAAACAUAUACAACCACUUCUUCAGAUAUCAAACAACUACAGUCAAGACUACAAGAUUACAAAGCCUCACAGCAGAAUGGACAACUUUACAUUACAAUGAAACAAACCAAAUCCAAACUAAAGUCAGACGAAAUAAAGGAGGCAGACAGAAGCUUAGAAAAGACAAACAUGCAAUACACAUUUGAGCAAAACCAAGACCUGAAAAACAUGCUUUCAAGACAAGAUGUAUUUGGAAAACUCUCUCUGUCGUCCUCUUGUAACUUCAAAGGGAGGAAACCCAUCAACAAAUUAACCCGCAAAGAAAACAUAAAGGUAAAGACGAAAUCAGAUCGGAAGGAAUGCUGUAUCACAGGAUGUGUUGUCCUGUCCUCAAACAAACUUUUGGCGGCUGACUACUACAAUGGGAAACUAAAAGUUGUUGACAUAAAAAACAAAGCUAUAAGAGAAGAGACAACACUUUCUUCAAAAUCAUGGGACAUUGCAGUAAUGCCUCAGGACCAUAUUGCUGUGACAAUGCCAGACAAGAAAGAGAUCCUUAUAAUGACUGGCCGCAAGUUUCCAGUUAAAGGAGAAUGUAAAGAUACACAAGGUAACGUACCGAACACAAUUAAACUGGAUGAUAAGAUAUUUAGCAUACCAUUCUCCUUACUGCUGAGUAAGGAUCUGAGACAUAUUUUCAUCAGUGACUAUGGUAGCGACAGUGUCUUCAGUAUAACAUUACAAGGUGAUAUAUCUGCUGAUUACAAAAACAAAGACUAUAUAUCACCAAUGGGAAUGAUGAUGUUAGACGAUGGAUCCUUGCUG